CUGGUGCUCUGCGACGAUUUUGAAAUUAUUUUAUAUUAAAUAAAUCAUUCUGUUUGAUAUUUAUUUCUAUGAACUAGUUUGUCCUGCAGUUGUAUAGCACAGGAAUAUUCAGGAUGAACAGACGUCCCUAUAUGUGGCUGAAGGCAGUUGUGGGCAUUGGCGUGGUUUUGCUACUAGCUUACAAAUAUCGUGGUUGUAGUACUUUCCAGAAAGUUUACGUCAUGGAAAAAGUCUAUGAAAAAUUUGGACAUCCCCCGUAUUCCAUCCACAACUUCAUCAACUACGAAAAGAAACCCAAUACUCGAAACAAUGUAGUAUUCAAAACAAAAACAGAUUCAAAGACCUUCAAACCAAAUCCUGACCAUAACUGCAUCGCGACCAUUCCAGAAAAAUAUACAACGAAUGGCGAACAACCGGUGCUAAUUCCAGACGAACAAGAACUGACGUCACUGCCAGAUAAUGCAGUUAGAUGUUUGUAUCAUCGUUAUGUGACAACGCUUCAGUACUUCUGCGGAUACAAGGAGCGAAUUGGUCAAAUUCCUCGAAAUGGGUGGUAUAUUUGUGCUGAUCCUUCUUUUGUGCCCAGCAGUAAAAAUUGUGUCGUGUUUUCUUCAAACAAGAAGUUUAAUGACAACAUUUUCCUAUCAGAUAUAAAAGCGCGGUAUAAUUGUCGGACUUUUACAACUCCUCUUUCUCAAUCAGAUUCCCUUCAAAGCUGGAUAACUAAGAACGAUGUAGGAAAUACCGUAAUUGACGUGCUGACUCUGUCAAUUAGUACUUAUACCGAACUAGAAGUCAUUGAUAAAAUGGUGGAAGAAAAGUCCAUUGGAAAAGUAAAACAACUCCUUCUGGAACUUCAUUUUGAUCCCUCAGUUAUUAAGAAAGAAGAUUAUAUUAAGUUAUUAAAACGCUUACAAAUAUUGUUUCAAGCAGGCUUGCGUAUCAUCUGGUACGAUAGGGUGUUCCAAUGUGUAGGGGUCAAUAAAUUCAACAAGUGUUACGCCAUUUAUUUCGUUCAGAGGUCUUUGGAAGACAAGGAGCAUAUAUUUAAAGAAAUGAUUCUACCCUCAGAGGACAUGAUUCGUAAACUUUCAACUCAAGAAUUACAAGAUUUGUAUUACCGAUAUCUAAUGACGACCCAGUUUUUGUGCAAACAGAUCGUACGAAUUGGGAAAGUGUUGGACGGUGGGUGGGAUGUAUGUCAUGAUAUGAUGCUGAAGAUUGACAGAAACCCAUGUAUCGUUUACUCAUUUGGUAUAAACCAUGACUUCUCGUUUGACGAUGACAUGGCCAACACCUACAACUGUAAUCUGCAUUCCUUUGACCCUACCAUGAAUAAGAAAGAUUUUAAACAUUCUGAAAAAGUUUGGUUUUACAACAGAGGAAUAGGGGACACGUACAAAAAGUUUGGAUCGGGCUAUGUAGCUCCUCUUGAUAAAAUCAGAAAAGAUCUGAAGCAUGAUAAAGUUCCUAUUGCUGUUAUGAAGGGUGACACAGAGGGAGCCGAAUGGCCGUCGACACCUCAGAUGUUAAGAACAAACCAGCUAGCCGAUGUUUCUCAGUUUUAUCUAGAAUUCCAUUCGAAAGGAACAGUGGCUGAUCACGUGAUUCUUCUACAGAAAUUGCAUGAUGCGGGAUUUCGUAUAUUUUGGUUCCAUAUAAACCCAUCUUGUACUUUCAAAGCUAAGAUAGGUCAACAUUCAGAGUGCAUGGAGGUUUAUUUUAUGAACACUAAAUAUCCAUUUAAUUCAUGAAUCAGCAAUGUCAUGAUUAAUUACGAGAGUCGCAUGCUGUUUAUUUUGUAUGAGUGAUGGGCGUGGCACGAAUUAGUCUCAUUAUCACUGGAGAGAAAUAAAAAAUAUAGAUGUGUUUUUCUGCUUUGUUGACCAUACAUCUAUAUGUAGAAUUGGAAUAUGAAUCUCUAUACAAAUGGGUUUGUACGAAUUUGUGUAUCGUUCAGAAAAUUAAAUGUAUUUUUAGAAACUGAUUUUACAGGGAUAUUAUAUUGUCUAGUUCAUUAGAGACUGGGGCAUAUUUGUUUUAUUACAAGUAAUUGUGGAUGAUCAUUCAUGAAUAAGAAACAUUUAUUUCUUCUUGGAUUCUUUCUUCAAAGAUUUGUAUAUAUUGCAAGAAUUCGAUAAAUAACGCUAACGAAGAGAAUAAACAAAACCAAAUGAUUCUUUAGAUACAGGUUCAACAGUAAUUUAUAUAAAACCUGUUACAGAUAUCAUAAGUUAAAAAAGGUGAUAUCAAAUUAUUAUAUCUCAAAAAAUUCAGACAUUCACUGAACUCCUUCAUAUCAAACAUCAUUUUUUGUUUUCUUUAAUCAAGGUUAACAGAUAGCCAACACCCUAUUCAUUAAUGUCUGUUCCUUUUGGAAAAUACCUAAAAAUAAACGGUCAAAAAUUUACACUGUUAGGAUAACCUAAACUGUCGAAAUAUUAUUGUGAGGAGAGAGUUGUGCUUUGAUUCUCCAACGU
This is a messenger RNA of Magallana angulata, 2480 nucleotides long. RefSeq lists its product as uncharacterized. The coding region runs from base 114 to 1754 and encodes 546 amino acids. The record is from RefSeq and is a predicted model, not a curated record. Lineage: Eukaryota; Metazoa; Mollusca; Bivalvia; Ostreida; Ostreidae. The transcript is spliced from 2 exons.